ACUGAGUCACUGUUCUUGCUGAGUUAAACCCUCACAGUGUCACUCACAGUCAGCUGUCAGUCUGCAGCCUCCCACGUGGUGCUGAACAGGGCGGGCGCAUCUCAACCAGUUCAACGUGCAAACUUUUAGGGAGGCAAAAACAAUCGGACUCAUUGGUAGUUUGCACUUGCACAUGCAUGUCGGAAACUCCCCAACAGGAAAACAAGGACCUGCAAGUUUCAGAAGGGCGCCUCUUUCUCUUCUCUUCUCUUCUCUGGUUGGCAUCCAGAUCGCUCCCAUCUGUGUCUGCUGCUGCAGCUGCCUCUUGUUCCAACACUACGUUAAGACUUUGAACCGUGAGCCCAGUGUAGGUUGAGGGUUGUGCAUGAGUUAAAGUGCGCUGCUUAGUCUGAUUAGAGUUUGGCAGGGCUACAUCAAGACAUUUUUUCUGUGCAUCAAGAGGACUUCUGCAGGAUUUCAGCAUGGAUACAUGCAGCGACUCUAUGGGGGAAAGUAAGCCCAAGUCCUUGUUCCAGCGGUGUCUUCCAGGUCUCCCCAUCACCAUCACCAUCACCAUCUCUCUGUGCAUGCUGAUGUCCCUGAGCUCCAUCACCGUGUGUCUUCUGAUGAGCCUCAGGACCUUCCAGCUGGAGAGCCGGCUGCAGAUGGAGAUGGACAAAGCGUCCGUCUUCCAGCCGCCGCACGGGGCUUGUCUUAACGAGGAUGGGACCCUAAUCCCGGAGCUGAGCACCUCAAUAGGGAGGCUCGUUGAAGAGAAAGUGGUGGUGCUGUUGCCAAAAUUGCGGACAGCAAGGGAUGUCGGCCAAGAGUGUUCCUGCCCUCCAGGGCCUCCAGGAAAGCGUGGAAGGAUGGGAAGAAGAGGGGAACCUGGACCGCCUGGCAAGGCUGGACGGGAUGGAUACCCGGGUCCUCUUGGCAUGGAUGGGAAACCAGGUUAUCCAGGUCCCAAGGGAAGCCAGGGACCAGCUGGACCCAAGGGAGAAAAGGGUGACCAAGGAGACGUCGGGGCAAGGAUGGUCUUCCCCAGAUAUGACCAUGGCUUUCUCUCUGGAGAUCAGUCCGGUAGCUUUCAGAGACGCUUUCUGAAGGGUGACCAGGGCCAGGCUGGAGCCGCUGGUCCUCCGGGUCCUCCAGGUCCCCCCGGGCCCCGAGGCCCCCCUGGGAACACGGGCAAGGACGGGCCACGUGGCCCUGCUGGCGAAUCGGGUUUUCCCGGUCGUGAUGGCGUCGACGGGUCACAAGGAUUACCUGGGAAGCCGGGAGAAAACGGUGAGCCCGGCUAUCCCGGCCAACAGGGUCCUGCGGGAGAGAAGGGCGAGUCAGGAGCGGGAGAAAAAGGAGAGAGAGGCAUGGAUGGACUCCCAGGAUUAAAGGGAGACAAAGGGGAAAUCGGAGAGCAAGGAGCACAGGGAUCCACGGGUUAUCCUGGAGAAAAAGGCGCCACAGGCUCCUCGGACAUCAUCGACUUCAAUGGGAAGCUUCUAGAUGCUUUCCAGGCCAUCGACACCAUCAGUGUUUCGGGCCCACCUGGACCACCUGGACCCCCGGGCCUUUCAGGGGAAAAGGGUGAGCUUGGUUUACCCGGGCCAGCAGGAGUCGAUGGGGAGGAGGGACCUAAAGGUGACGGGGGUGGGACGGGACCAGCUGGCGAGAGAGGAGAGAAGGGGGAGAUGGGGCUCUCUGGGCCGGCUGGUAUAGACGGAAACAAAGGAGAGAAAGGCAACUGCAGGAUGGACGACAACCUGGUCCAGAUGAUUUCCCAGCCAGGCCCACCUGGCCCACCAGGGGUUCCUGGGUCCCCUGGAUCCAUGGGGCUGCACGGUAUGCCUGGUCCGAAGGGUGAGCCUGGAUUCGGGAUGAAGGGAGAGAAGGGGGACUUUGGUUCUCCUGGAUCCAGAGGAUUAGACGGUGUCCAGGGCCCAGCUGGGUCUACAGGGUUAGUGGGUCUUCCAGGUGCGAAGGGAGAAAAGGGCAGACCAGGGGAGCCCGGACUAGAUGGUUUCCCGGGUCUGAUGGGAGAGAAGGGUGACCGAGGGGACAGAGGAGACAAGGGCGACAGGGGAACGGUGGGAAAGAGAGGUCUAAAGGGCCAGAAGGGAGAGCAGGGUCCUCCAGGCCUGGACCAGCCUUGUCCUGUGGGUUGUGAUCAGACUAAAGGUGUGUCUCAGGAGGCAGGGCUGUCUUCCCCUCCUCCACCUGCUCCUCUUCCUCCUUCCGGCCCCGAGGCCCCCUGUCCUGUGGGACAUGACGGGCUGCCCAUACCAGGCUGCUGGCACAAGUGAUGACUAACCAGCAGCAUGGAGUCUGUACAUAUUGAUAUGGUAUAUAUUGCAGUUGAAUACUACACCAACAACCCUUUUUUUCCUUUUUUUGUUUUCGUAAAACAUUUUAUAUAAUAUAUUGAGAAUUUUUUUUUUUUAACAAGGACAUUUUUGCGUCUACAGUAUUACAAAAAAACUUUUUUUAAACUCUAGAGAUCCAGCUAUGGGUUUUAUGGAAGAGAAGAAACUGAACAGGCAGUUGGACUCUUACUUUAAAGGACAGUCCAGAUGAACGUCUAGCGGCCUCACUAACAACGCCUGCCUGAUUGUAAUCAUGAACGCUGUGUGGAUAUAACGGUGUGACUCACGGACGCUUGGCUGGAUGGACAGAUCUCUUUGGGGAGUGGCAGAUGGAGGAAUGUGGGGUCAGUGCUCUCUUCUCCUCUCUCUCUUGUUUUUUUUAUAAGGAGGAAAUGGCGAGACAGAAGCUCAAACGCAAGCGUCUCUCUCAGCCCUGAAGGGACGCGGCGCCUGGUGGAGAAAGGACACGUAGACAGGCAGAGAGCACAACAAGGGGCAGACUGGCCUUUUAUGAAGCAGAGCGAGCCAUGUGAAGCCUCUCGGCGUCACACUGAACACUCAGAUCUCUCUCUCCAGGAGGGGGGCGACAGAGAAACCUGCAUUUCCACAUUCACCUGAGAAGAAAUGGACACACCUGCGGUUGGCUGAUGAUGAUGUUGUCAGAAUUAUUUGGGAGUCACUGACGUCACUGGCACAUAAGGAAGGAUUUACUGCAUAGAUACAUUGAACAAGGUGGUGGUGAUCUCUUGUAUGGCUCUUCUGUAAAGCUUUUCACUAAUUACAUGCAUGAUCAUGACAAGGCACAGCGUUGUUUAGCAUCCUGACAGCUUGUAUGAUUUGUGGUCCGUCAUUGAAAGCUCGAACGACAGUUGAUUCAUUUUCAUUUGCAAUAGAGAGCCGAAGUCCCGCCUCUUCCGGUGGAUCACCAUUGGAGCUUAUUUCAGAAAAAAAUAUGAGCGGUAGUCAACGGAGAGAGAUAAAUAUUUUUUUUAUCCCGUCUGAAUUGCACCAUGAAUCACAAAUAUGAUGUUUGUCAAUUUAAAGGUCCCAUAUUGU
This is a messenger RNA of Sebastes umbrosus (honeycomb rockfish), 3398 nucleotides long. Its product is annotated as collagen alpha-1(XXIII) chain. The transcript is spliced from 32 exons. The record is from RefSeq and is a predicted model, not a curated record. Lineage: Eukaryota; Metazoa; Chordata; Actinopteri; Perciformes; Sebastidae. The coding region runs from base 462 to 2282 and encodes 606 amino acids.